UUGACUCAUCGUCUUCUUUCUCUCUUAAAAAGCGAGAGAAACGAUUUCAGAACAAGGCGAGCGAAGGAGAGAGACUUUCGAAGGCGACCGAGCAAUCGCGAGCAAACGCUUUUGUUUCCUUCUCUCUUACAACACUUCCACUCCUUUUCUCCUUCUCCGUCUCUCUCUGAGUUUUGAGGAGUUAAAGCUUAAAAUAAACAAAUAUUUUAUAAUAUGAUAUGAAAAUUAUAUAGAGCAAUCCCUCGAAAUCAUCAAGGUUCUCCGGUUUAUCGGGGCGAUGUAUCUGUAACCCCUUCCGCCGACAACCUCGCUUUUGGGUUUCUCAAACCCUUGCUCCACUGUCUACUGCCCACACUACCAAAGACUCUCUCUCUCUCUCUCUCUCUCUCUCUCUCUCUCUCUCUCUCUUUGGAAAUUGUAGAUUGUAGAUGCUUUUUGUAAAUAGAUACCCUUGCAGAAGAAUCCAGUCAUCUUCUAUCUGCUGCUACACUUCAUCAUCUCCGGAAUGACGAACAACGCACCGGAAGGCUUAGGCGACGAUUUCUUUGAUCAAGUCUUAGGGAUUCCUUACAUGGGCAACGAAUCUGCUUUGCCGGGAAAUGAUGGGAAUUUGGCGGGAACGGCGGCAGGGGCAUCGUCGAUGGUUCUGCAGCUGGGCUCUGGGGGAGUGUCUCGUCACGUGCCUAGUGGUAGUGGGUAUCAGGGGACGACGACAGCCUUUCCCUUGGGAUUGAGCUUGGAACAGGGGAAAACUGGGUUUAUGAAACCGGAGGAAGCUUCCGGAAGCGGUAAACUGUUUCGAGAAGGUGUUGAUGCAAAGCUUCCUACGGGAAAGAACGACAGAGACUCUGUGCAGUUGACGAGUUUGUUCCCGGCGUUUGGACAUGUACAGGCGCACUCGGUCUGGCCUGCUGCACCUCAGCCUCAGGUUCAUCAGCCUUUCCACAGUCAAUCUACACAGCCUGCGGUUCCUUCUGCACCUCAUUCACAUUCACCAGGCAUCCGUCCAAGAGUGCGGGCCAGACGAGGGCAAGCCACUGAUCCCCACAGUAUUGCCGAGCGGUUACGUAGGGAGAGGAUAGCAGAAAGAAUGAAGGCUUUGCAAGAACUUGUACCUAGCUCCAACAAGACAGACAGAGCAGCCAUGCUUGAUGAGAUCGUGGAUUAUGUGAAGUUUCUCCGGCUCCAAGUAAAGGUUCUGAGCAUGAGCAGACUUGGGGGAGCUGGUGCAGUGGCACAACUUGUAGCUGACAUCCCACUAAACUCAGUUGAGGGGGAAGGAAGUGAGAGUGGAAGCAACCAGCGAACGUGGGAGAAGUGGUCAAACGAUGGCACAGAACGACAAGUAGCAAAGCUUAUGGAAGAAGAUGUUGGGGCAGCAAUGCAAUUCCUGCAAUCCAAGGCACUCUGCAUCAUGCCACUAUCGCUUGCCUCAGCCAUCUACCACACACAUCAACCAGACAGCUCGACACUAGUGAAGGCGGAGUCCAACAGCCCUUCAUAGAUUGAAAGGCAAGGCGACACAAUUGCACGUGCUCAUCUAUGACUCCCUACAUUCUUCCAGGGCCCAAUCUCCCCUUAAUGGUCUUAUUCCAAAUCCACCAAUUUAUAGUUACUACUGGGGAUGGUUACCACUGAACACCUCUCGCUCGCGAAAUUGCAAUCAAAGUCAGACACCAUAAUGUUGCCUUUUCUCCCUGUUUCGUCAAACAGGCUCUGAUGUCAUUCUAGAAGAGGGGGAAAAAUUGCAGGCACUAAGCAUGUCAUGCUGGAUUCAAGCCAAUUGAGAUUGUGAAGGCUGUCCUUGCUAUGCUUUUCUGUUUUUCUCUUCUUUUUUUCCCCACCUUGGUUUAUCAGUGGGAAGUAGUGGAUGGACAAAGCACGUUUGCAGUGGGGACCUUUCUUUUUCAUCUGUUUUUUUCUCCUUUUCCCCCCUAUGUGGUGGGUGUGUGGGACCUUCAAAAAGGGAUGGAUGAGUACAUAUAUUGUAUUCAGAGAAAGGAAUCUGAAAAUGGAUAAUUGUUGGUCAUUUUGAAAAGUUAUGUUGGAAGGUUUUAGUCUGAAUAGAAAUUGAUUGUGCUUCUUGGUU
This is a messenger RNA of Macadamia integrifolia, 2089 nucleotides long. RefSeq names its product transcription factor UNE12-like. Gene Ontology annotation, cellular component: nucleus. The transcript is spliced from 7 exons. The record is from RefSeq and is a predicted model, not a curated record. Gene Ontology annotation, biological process: regulation of transcription by RNA polymerase II. Gene Ontology annotation, molecular function: DNA-binding transcription factor activity, RNA polymerase II-specific; protein dimerization activity; RNA polymerase II cis-regulatory region sequence-specific DNA binding. Lineage: Eukaryota; Viridiplantae; Streptophyta; Magnoliopsida; Proteales; Proteaceae. The coding region runs from base 506 to 1504 and encodes 332 amino acids.